Osmerus eperlanus (European smelt) is the source of this 477-nucleotide messenger RNA. It is a transcript of the gene sprn, whose product is annotated as shadow of prion protein. Gene Ontology annotation, cellular component: membrane. The coding region runs from base 1 to 477 and encodes 158 amino acids. The transcript has 2 exons. Lineage: Eukaryota; Metazoa; Chordata; Actinopteri; Osmeriformes; Osmeridae. The record is from RefSeq and is a predicted model, not a curated record.
AUGCAAGUAUUGAUGACGGGAACGAUGCGAGUAUUAGCCACGUGCUGGACGUUUCUCCUGAUCGCUUCGUUCAUAACUGAGUCCGUGCUUGCCAAGGGCGGCCGUGGAGGCGCACGGGGGUCUGCACGAGGCACAGCUCGCGGUGGAACUGGGGGGCAUUACCGAAGUGGAAGUUAUGGAGGCACACGCUCGCGGUUUAGGGCGGCAGGGCGCAGCUCCCCAGUGCGCGUUGCAGCUGCAGCAGCAGCCGGUGCAGCGGUCGCACUAUCGGCUGAUAACUGGUAUGCAUCUGCCUUCCGCAACAAUAAAGUGGACGACAGCUCUGAGUACGAAGGGGACUAUUACAACAGGACAAACUACUUUAAUGCCCAAACAUCAAAAGCCACUCACAACGAACCCUCGUUUACUCAAAUCUUAUCUGUCUUUAUCACUAUAAUUUUGCCUAAAUAUGGACAUAUCUGGGAGAGUAUGGAUUAA